Messenger RNA from Aethina tumida (small hive beetle), 966 nucleotides. RefSeq names its product 28 kDa heat- and acid-stable phosphoprotein. The record is from RefSeq and is a predicted model, not a curated record. The transcript is spliced from 4 exons. Gene Ontology annotation, cellular component: cytosol. The coding region runs from base 135 to 698 and encodes 187 amino acids. Lineage: Eukaryota; Metazoa; Arthropoda; Insecta; Coleoptera; Nitidulidae. Gene Ontology annotation, molecular function: RNA binding.
AAUUCGACAGUCAGAUUUUUAACACGGAAAAAUUUGACUGUCAAAUCGACGUUUUUUUUAAUUGCGACUCCGUCAAACGUUAAUUUGUUAAGAAAAAUCUUCACUCUUCGUAAAUUAAAGACCACUACACAAAAAUGCCCAGAGGAAAGUUCACCAAUCAUAAAGGGAGAAACCGCCGUUUCACCAACCCUGAAGAGCUUGAAGAGGAGCGUCGCAGAGAUGAACAGAAAAAGAAAUGGAGACAACAGCACGGCGGUGAAUCAAGCAGCGAUUCCGAGGAGGAAGCUAAGGGGGAUAAGAAAAUCAGUGAGGAGUCUGGCAGUGACUCAGAAGAAGAAAGCAGUGAAGAAGAAUCCAAAGCAAAGGGUGUGUCCAAUUUAAUUGAAAUUGAGAACCCUAACAGAGUGCAGAAGAAGACAAAGAAGAUAACUGCCUUGAAUACCAGUGAUUUAGAGGCAAAGCCACAACUUAGCAGAAGGGAAAGAGAGGAGAUCGAGAAACAGAGGGCACAGGCUCACUAUCAGAAACUCCAUGCUGAGGGUAAAACAGAACAAGCAAGGGCUGAUUUAGCUAGGUUAGCCAUUAUUAGACAACAAAGGGAAGAAGCCAGAAAGCAAAGGGAGAUGGAACAGAAAUUGAGAGAAGAUGCAGCCAAACAAAAAACUGCCCAGACCCAAAAGGCAUUGGGUAAAAAGUAAUACUUGAAUUCUAAAUAAAUGGACAUUUUUUUUUAUUUACUAAGGAAUGCAAUAUUUACUGAAUAACAAAUAACUCUUAUUGCAUAAAUUUUAAUUAUCUAUUAUUGAAUUUCGUUAUAUUGCAUUUUUUCGAUUUUCAUAAAUUUUACGAAUUUAUAUAACAGACCUGUUCAAAUGAUGUUUGUUUUAAAUGAGCGAAAUUCAGAUGCGAGCAAUUUAUUGUAUUUGUAUUCUGUGAUGACUAAUAAAUUUAAUGAUUUUUAGACAA